Psammomys obesus (fat sand rat) is the source of this 384-nucleotide messenger RNA. RefSeq names its product ALK and LTK ligand 1 (gene Alkal1). Gene Ontology annotation, molecular function: receptor tyrosine kinase binding; receptor signaling protein tyrosine kinase activator activity. Bases 1 to 384 code for a protein of 127 amino acids. NCBI's taxonomy places the organism in Eukaryota, Metazoa, Chordata, Mammalia, Rodentia, Muridae. The transcript has 4 exons. The record is from RefSeq and is a predicted model, not a curated record. Gene Ontology annotation, biological process: positive regulation of ERK1 and ERK2 cascade; positive regulation of ERK5 cascade.
AUGUGGUCCUCUAAGCCCAGCUCCAGGCUGCCCGCACUGCUGCUGCUGGCGCUGGCUUUGUCCCCGCCCGGGAUCCAGGGGCGGCCCCGGGGACGCAGGGCGGUGCGCGUCGCCGAGCUCAGGCCACAGCUUUUCCUCCCGGUGACGGGGACUCGCCUGGCCCCGCGAGUCUCCCGGAGCGCAGAAAUAUUCCCAAGAGACUUGACCUUGAAAGACAAAUUUAUAAAGCAUUUCACAGGGCCUGUCACAUUUUCAGCUGAAUGCAGCAAACACUUCCAUCGACUUUAUCACAAUACCAGGGAUUGCUCCAUGCCAGCCUAUUAUAAAAGAUGUGCUAGAUUGCUGACGAGGUUAGCUGUGAGUCCACUGUGCUCCCAGACCUAG